GGAGCGGUCACGCGCACCACCCUGACACUGACUGAGAUGAACGUCCGGCCCACAGUUCACACCCGCCAGCACGAACCGCUGCGAGUGCGCAGUAGCGCCAUGUUUGACCACUCGGCGCCAGAGCUGAAGGCGGUGGACCGUGCGGACGCGACGCGCCUCUUGCUGGCCGAAAUGCAGCGGCAGACCGCUGAGGACGUGCGGCGCGAGGUCCCUCGCCUCUUCACGCAGCUGGUGCAGACACUGCGCCAAGCGGACGCGGCCAGCCUCGCCCGCCUCCUGCGCGAACAGACGCAGCAGACGACGCGCAAGUACCUGAUGGACGCCCUGCCCAUGCUGGGCACUGCCGCCGCCCUGGUCGUCAUGAGGGACAUGGUGAUGCUCGGUCAAGUCGCUUCCGAGGAGACCGACCGCUGGAUGACGUCUCUUGCUUUUGUGCACGAGCCGCGGCUGGACAUGGUGGAGGCGGUGGCGCCGCUGCUGGCUGACGCUGGUGUCAGGACGCAGACGCUGCUGGGCGUCUCGGCCAUGCUGCACCGCUUCUGCCGCGCCGACGUUGACUGUGCCCAGCGGCCAGCUGUGAGGCAGGCCGUGAGCAGCAUCGAGCAGCUGCUUGGUGGCGACUGCGCGUCCGAAUCCAGGGAAGGCAGGACCAGGGUCCUGGCAGCGCUGAAGGCCCUGGGCAACGUUGGACUUCUGAUUCGCGGCGAGGGUGUCCUUCGCGCUUGCUUCGCGAGUAAGGACGACGUCGAAACUCGCCUCGAAGCCAUCAGGGCGUACCGGAGGAUGCCGUGUGCCGUGGUAAGCAACAGCGGGCUAGUGCACACCUUCGCCAACCAUUUGGAGAACAGCGAGGUUCGCAUCGCCGCCUACUUGGCUGUCACGCAAUGUGCUACCCACGAGGUUGUCGACAAGCUUAAUGGAAAUUCUAUCGAAGGAAACUGUCAACCAGGUUCUGUUGACGAAGAUGACGGCAUGUAUAGCAUUGCCACAUCCUUAAGCUCGCACGCUCUGACCGGAACUCUGAACGGGAUGUUCCGCCACGACGGCACGAGCCUCGUGCUGCAGACGGCGACAGAGUACAGCGUGCUAGAUGGUCCCACACGGACCAUCUCCCUCAACACGAAGCUGGACAAGGAAGCUCUCGGCGAACAGGCGUUGUACAAACUUACCGUGGAGACAAAGCGCGGCAGGCGGUUCGGCGAGAUUGCCUUUCAGGCGGCGCACAUGGACGUCGACUUCAAACUGGCCACCGAGCUAGACGUGAGCGGAACGAGCGAGUUCUCAGCCGGAACGCGGGCCAACUGA
Molecule: messenger RNA, 1305 nt
Organism: Pollicipes pollicipes
Lineage: Eukaryota; Metazoa; Arthropoda; Thecostraca; Pollicipedomorpha; Pollicipedidae
Product: apolipophorins-like
Exons: 5
Coding region: 37-1305 (422 amino acids)
Biological process (GO): lipid transport
Molecular function (GO): lipid carrier activity
Source: RefSeq, a predicted model, not a curated record